UCAGCCACACCACUGCAGGGCCAAAUUAAAAAGACUUGAAUCAACCCCAGCACUAUACUGCUGUUAGUUCAUGUGGAGUUUUUGCUGCGAGCUGCUCUCUCUCUCUAUCCCCCUCUCUCUCUCUGCUCCCUGGUGCUGUUCAGAGAGAGGGAUGGUGCGCGGCAGUUAGGACUGAUCUUUGCAGCUGCUCAGAAUUCCUUUUUUUCUUCGUGGAUCUGCACCAGUCGCUCUGUGGACCCCUUUCUGCAACAUGCGUGCAAUCUCAUAGGAGUUUGCGUGCGUGUAUGUGUGUGCACAGCUGUGUACGCGUGUCUGCAUUUGUGUGUGUGUGUGUGUGUGCACGGCUGCGCAUGUGUGUGUGUGUGCGUGUGGCGUGCCCCGAGGAGGGUGCCCCUGCUGAAGUUUAGCAGAAGACCGGCAAGUGCGAAUUGUGGAUUUGUGUGUGCACCAUGCACCUCCGGACCUGGCUUUUUAAUGCUAAAUUUUCCUCUCCACCAGCGAAUGGAAGAAUGAUGGCAUGGCUGUAAAUAUGGGCCAGUGGGCAGGCAUGCGGACAGUUCUUUGCCUGGCCCUCCUGCUCCUUCAGCUUCUCUCCUGUUGUUGCCAAGGCCUGCAGGAGCCUGGAGCCAUCCCCCGCUUCCUUUUCACGCAUCCUCUCUACAAUGCCUCUGUCUAUGAGAACUCCGCUGCACGAACCUACGCCAACAGUAAAAUUAAAAUGGGGAUUACCCUAGUCCAUCGCUCCUGGGAUAUCAAAUACAGAAUCACUUCAGGGGAUGAGGAGGGAUUCUUCAAAGCAGAGGAGUAUGUUCUGGGAGACUUCUGCUUUUUACGCAUUAGGACUAAAGGUGGGAAUUCUGCCAUCUUGAACCGGGAAAUACAGGAUAGUUACAUGCUGACUGUGAAGGCCACCGUAAAGGGAGAUGUCUUGGAAACGUGGACGAAAGUGAACAUACAGGUGCUGGACAUGAACGACCUGCGACCUUUGUUUUCGCCUACCACUUACUCUGUCACCAUUCCCGAGAGCACUCCAAUGAGGACUAGCAUUGCGCAGGUCACAGCAACUGAUGCAGACAUUGGUUCCAAUGGGGAGUUCUAUUACUUCUUUAAAGAAAAAGUGGAACUCUUCACUGUCCACCCCACCAGCGGGGUGAUCUCCCUGAGUGGCAAGUUGAACACGGACGAGCAGAGCAGGUACGACCUGGAGAUUUUGGCUGUUGACCGGGGUAUGAAACUCUACGGGAACAAUGGGGUGAGCAGCACGGCAAAGCUGUUCAUUCAUGUUGAGCGAAUAAAUGAGUAUGCACCAGUCUUAAGUGUGGUAACGCACAUUCCCUCUUCUCUGGAUAAAGAUCCGAUUUAUGCUGUGAUCACCAUUGAGGACCUGGAUGAGGGUUUAAAUGGAGAAAUAGAGUCAGUUUCCAUCGUAGCUGGAGACCCCUUGGAACAGUUUACCCUUGAUAGGUCAGCAGUUGCCAGUGAGUUUCAGAUGAAGGCAUCAGAGCCAAUAGAUUGGGAUAAUUUCCCAAAUGGCUUCAACCUUACCCUUCAGGCUAAGGACAGGGGCUCCCCUCAGAAGUUUUCAGCAGUGAGGGUAGUCCACUUGCUAGUGAAAAGGCCCCAGCCUGUGGAAGUGAAAUUUGAAAAGGAAGUUUAUGAAAUUGCGCUGAAUGAAAUUUCGCCUCCUGGCACUAUUGUAGAGGCCGUGAAAAUCUCUCCUGAACCUGACGAUGCAGAAUACAUUCUCAGUCCUACAACAGAUUCAGCAUAUUUCAAGAUAAACACCUUUACUGGGGUUAUCACAACAGCUCGCCAGUUUACCAUGGUAAGCCAGGAGGUGUUUGAGCUGGAGGUAGUUGAGGUAGACAGUGAGUUGAGGGUGAAAGUACGAGUCACCAUAGAGGAUGCAAAUGACAACACCCCUACCUUUGCUCAGCUUAAUUAUGAGGUGUUUGUCAAUGAAAGCAUUCCCAUCGGAACGAGCAUCCUCGCUGUAUCUGCAGUAGAUGAUGAUAAAGGUGAGAAUGGAUAUAUAACUUACAGUAUAGCCAGCCUCCAGUCUCUACCGUUCAAAAUAAACCAGUUUUCUGGUGUUAUAAUUACAACUAAAGAGCUUGACUUUGAAUCCUCUUCCGAGAGUUAUGUUUUCGUAGUCAGGGCGUCUGAUUGGGGUGCGCCUUACAGGCGUGAGAACGAAGUAAACGUCACGGUUCACUUGGAGAAUGUGAAUGACAACCAGCCAUUGUUUGAGAAAAUUGCUUGUCAAGGGGUGAUCUCUCGUGAUUUCCCCAUCGGCGAGGUGAUCACCACUAUGUCAGCUAUAGACAUAGAUGAGUUGGAACUGGUGAAGUAUAAGAUCCUCUCUGGAAAUGAAAGAGGCUUCUUUGAACUGAACCCUGACUCUGGGGUCCUUUCUCUAAGGAGGUCUUUGGCUACUGCUAAUCCAAAAAAUGGAGUCUUCAGUUUGAAAAUAACUGCCACAGAUGGAGAGAAUUUCUCAGACCCUAUGUUUGUUAAUGUUUCUGUUGUACAUGGAAAAACAACUUCAAAGAGCUUCAACUGCAAAGAAACCAGAGUUGCUCAAAGGUUAGCAGAAAAGCUGCUUAAAAAAGCCAAAGCUAACAGUAAGCCCAAACUUGAGGAAGGGUUUAUAGAUCUGUUUUCAGUCAAUAGACAGACCCCACAGUUUGACAAAUCCUUUCCUUCUGACAUAUCAGUACGUGAGGAUCUCAGUGUUGGCACAAGCGUCUACAAGGUAAAGGCCUAUGAUGGAGAUACAGGAUUCAAUGGUCAAAUUUUGUACGUCAUUUCAGAUGGGAACAAAGAUAGCUGUUUCAACAUUGACUUGGAAAGUGGUCUAAUAACAGUCUUUUUACCGAUGGACCGUGAGAAAGCUGAUAGGUAUUUACUCAAUAUCACUCUCUAUGAUCUGGGCCAACCACAGAAAUCCAACUGGCGGCUGUUGACCGUAUACGUGGAGGAUGCCAAUGAUAACACUCCACAGUUUUUGCAGGACAGCUACAACACUGUGAUCCCAGAAAACACUGCCAUUGGCACAGAGGUAAUUCAGGUAGAAGCUACGGACAAAGACCUGGGACCUAACGGUGAGAUUUACUACACCAUACUGACAAGCACAACUCAGUUUGGGAUAAACAGCACAAAUGGGAUUGUUUAUGUCGCCGGCCAGCUGGACAGGGAGUUCAUCUCAUCUUUCAGCCUGAAAAUUGAGGCGCGUGACAAGGCUGAGAAAGGGAGCCAGAAGUUCUCUGUCACUACGCUGAGGAUUUCUCUUGAGGAUGUCAAUGAUUGCCCCCCUACCUUCAUCCCCAGCUUCUACAAUGCUCGUGCCCUGGAGGAUUUGCCUGUUGGCACUGCCAUUGCCUGGCUGGAAACCCAGGACCCAGAUCUGGGAUUGGGUGGCCAAGUCAGAUAUUCCCUGGCAAAUGACUACAAUGGGAAGUUUGAAGUUGAUAAAGCCAGUGGAGUAAUCAGGCUGACCAAAGAGCUGGAUUAUGAGAAGCAGCAGUUCUACAACCUGACUGUGCGUGCUAAGGACAAAGGCAGGCCUGUGUCCCUGCUCUCCGUCUCCUUUGUGGAGGUGGAGGUGGUAGAUGUCAACGAGAACUUGUAUGCCCCCUAUUUUUCAGACUUUGCUCUGACUGGCUUUGUGAAGGAGAAUGCGCGGAUAGGGACCAGCGUGCUCCAGGUCAAUGCCAGAGAUGAUGACACCGGAAGAGAUGGAGACAUCCAGUACUCCAUACGUGAUGGAAGCGGGCUGGGCAGGUUCUCCAUCGAUGAAGAAACAGGUAUCAUCUACACCACAGACAUGCUGGACCGUGAGACCAAGGACUCUUACUGGCUGACAAUCUACGCCACAGACCGUGGGGUAGUACCCCUUUUCACGGCAAUCGAGAUAUACAUCCAAGUGGAGGAUGUCAACGACAAUGCGCCCUUGACCUCUGAGCCGAUCUACCACCCCUCCGUCAUGGAGAACUCACCCAAGGAUGUGUCCAUCAUCCAGAUCCAGGCUCAAGACCCGGACGCCACCACCCAUGGGGACCGCCUCUCCUUUCGGAUAUCCAGUGGCAACCCGCAGAACUUCUUUGCCAUCAACUCGAAGACUGGUCUCAUAACCACAACUUCAAGGAAACUGGAUCGUGAGCAGCAAGCUGAGCAUGUAUUAGAGGUAACGGUGAUGGAUGGAGGUCCAUCUCCCAGGCAGUCCACCGUCUGGGUGAUCAUACACGUUCUGGAUGAGAACGAUAAUAAGCCACAGUUCCCUGAGAAGGUCUACCAGAUUAAGCUCCCUGAGAGGGACCGGAAAAAGAAAGGAGAGCCCAUCUACCGGGUGUUUGCCUACGACAAGGACGAGGGCCCCAACUCCGAUCUCUCCUACAGCAUCGUGGAUGGGAACGAAGACGGCAAGUUCUUUAUCGACCCCAAGACCGCCAUGGUGUCCUCCAGGAAGCAGUUCACUGCCGGAAGUUACGACAUCCUGACUAUCAAAGCCACAGAUAACGGACGCCCCCAGAAGUCGUCCACAGCACGGCUGCACAUAGAGUGGAUACGCAAACCCGUGCCCUCAGCACUGCCCCUAGUGUUCGAUGAGCCAUACUACAAUUUCACUGUCAUGGAGCACGACAAGGUGGCAGAGAUUGUGGGCGUGGUCUCCAUGCAGCAGAGCUCCACGCCUCUAUGGUUCGACAUCACUGGUGGCAGGCCUUCCCGGGAGAUGUUCUAUAUCCUACAGGCUGCUUGUGGCAGGAAUUGUUCCACAGAAGGUGGGAACUACGACAGCAUGUUUGACAUCGAGAAAGGAGUGGGAACCAUCGUCAUAGCGAAGCCACUGGACGCAGAACAUCGGUCUUUCUACAACAUGACCGUGGAGGUGACGGAUGGGACCAACAGCGCCUCCACACAGGUCUACGUCACCGUGCUGGACAACAACGACAAUGGGCCUGUCUUCUCCCAGCCAACUUAUGACAUCACCAUCUCGGAGGACACGCCCGCAGACACAGAGGUGGUGCAAGUGCUGGCCACUGACAGAGACGAGAAGCACAAACUGAGCUAUUCCAUUCACAGCAGCAUCGACCCAGCUAGCAUGCGCACAUUCCGUAUCGAUCCCACUACCGGAACCAUCUACACCACUGAGAGGCUGGACCAUGAGGCCCGCACCCAGCAUAUCCUUACCAUCAUGGUGAAGGACCAGGAAUUCCCAUAUCGUAGGAACCUGGCACGGGUCUUGGUGGAUGUGGAGGACGCCAAUGACCACGCCCCCUACUUUACCAGCGCACUAUACGAAGGCUCAGUGUACGAGUCGGCUGCAGUGGGGACUGCUGUCCUUCAGGUCACUGCAUUAGAUAAGGACAAAGGGGAGAAUGCCGAGCUCCUGUAUGCCAUCGAAGCAGGGAACACGGGGAACACAUUCCGGAUUGAACCGGUCUUAGGUAUUAUUUCUGUUGCCCGGGAACUGGACCUCACAACUAUUGGCUAUUAUGUUAUCACUGUCAGAGUGAUAGAUAACGGCUCCCCACCCAUGGGCGCAACCACUGUGGUACGGAUCUCCGUCACCCUGUCUGACAACUCCAGCCCCAAGUUUCCUCAGAACGAAUACCAGGCGGAGGUCAACGAGAAUGUGGCAGAAGGCACCUCUGUCACCAUGAUCAGUGCCAUGAGUCAGUCCACCCUGAUCUAUGACAUUAAGCAGGGGAACGGGGAAAGAACCUUCAAAAUUAACCAGUACUCAGGGGUCAUCACAACCCAGAAACCUCUAGACUAUGAAGUGACCACCUCAUAUAUCCUUAUCAUACAAGCUUCCAAUAUGGCAGGAAUGGCUUCAAAUGUGACUGUUAAUAUUCAGGUUGUAGAUGAGAAUGACAAUCCCCCAGUAUUUCAGCAACUGCAGUACACUGGAAGUAUUAGUGAGGCCGCUCCGAUCAACAGUGUGGUGCUGAGCACCACCAACAACCCCUUGGUAAUAAAAGCGACUGAUGCUGACAGGAACCAGAACGCUCUCCUAGUAUAUCAGAUUGUGGAGGACACAGCCAAGAUGUUUUUCACUGUGGACUCAAGUUCAGGAUCUAUAAGAACCAUUGCAAACUUAGACCAUGAAACAUUUGCCAAAUUCAAUUUCCAUGUGCAUGUGAGAGACAGUGGCAAACCACAGCUGACAGCUGAAAGCCCCACCGAAGUCACAAUCCAGGUCAUUGACACUAAUGACUCCCCGCCAAGAUUUUCCAUGGAUGCUUAUGAAACCGUUCUGCUUCUUCCCACGUAUGUUGGAGUGGAGGUUCUGAAAGUCUCUGCCACUGAUCCAGACCUCAAUGUACCAACUGAACUGACCUACACAUUGAUAGAUGGAAAUCUGGAGCACUUCACCAUGGAACCUACCACCGGCAUACUCACUGUGAAGAACAACAACUUCUCCAAGGACCGCUUUCGUUUUAACGUGAAGGUCUCUGAUGGGAAGUUUUCCAGCACAGCUUUGAUAACUGUAUUAGUCAAGGAGGCUAUGGAUAGUGGGCUCGUAUUCACACACAACCUGUACUCAACAUCUAUACAGGAGAAUGUCACCAACAUCACUAAAGUAGCAGUAGUCAAUGCUGUAGGCAACCGCCUCAAUGAGCCCCUCAGGUACAGCCUGCUGAAUGCGGGGACAAGGUUCAAGAUGAAACCGACCUCAGGUGUAAUCCAAACUACAGGAAUCCCCUUUGACAGAGAGGAGCAGGAGUUUUAUGAGCUUGUGGUGGAGGCAAGUCGGGAAUAUGACCACUUGCGUGUUGCCAGAGUAAUGGUGAAGGUCCAGGUGGAGGACAUCAAUGACAAUGCCCCUGUGUUUGUUGGUCUCCCUUAUUACGCAGCUGUGCAAGUUGAGGCUGAGCCUGGGUCCCCAAUAUUUAGGGUCACAGCUGUGGACCGGGACAAGGGGAUCAACGGGGAGGUGUCCUACUUUUUAAAGGAUGACCAUGGCCACUUCGAAAUUAACAGGCUCACAGGUGACCUUCAUCUGAAAAAAGCCUUUGAGUCUGACUUAUCCAAUGUGGAGUACGAGGUGGUUGUUUAUGCCAGAGAUGGGGGAUAUCCACCCCUUUCUACCACAGUAGAGUUUCCCAUUACUGUUGUGAACAAAGCUAUGCCUGUUUUUGACAAGUCCUUCUAUGCUGUGUCAGUUAAUGAGGAUGUAGCUGUCCACACCCCUAUUUUGGGAAUAAAUGCUACAAGUCCUGAGGGCCAAAAUAUUAUAUACACUAUUGUAGAUGGUGACCCAUCACUGCAGUUUAACAUUGGAUUUGACACAGGAGUGAUAAGUGUCAUUAAUUCUUUAGACUAUGAAAUUAGCCCUUCAUAUAGACUUAUCAUCAGGGCAACAGACUAUCUUACGGGGGCAAGAGCAGAGGUAGAUGUGGACAUUAUCAUUCUGGAUGUGAACGACAAUGCCCCGGUGUUUGAAAAAACCUCCUACAAAGCUAUUCUUUCCGAGACCUCAAUGAUUGGGACCCCAGCCCUUCAGGUAGUGGCAACAGACAUGGACUCAGAAAAGAACAAUGUAAUACGCUAUCAAAUUUUCUCCAAUGUAUACAACAGCACGGACUAUUUCCACAUUGACAGCAGCAGUGGGCUCAUUCUGACAGCACGCAUGCUCGACCAUGAGCUGAUACAAUUGUACAGCUUCAUUGUCAGGGCAACAGAUAAUGGGUUUCCUCCCUUGAGCAGCGAGGUUGCUGUCAUGGUCAUUGUGAAUGAUAUGAAUGACAACCCUCCUGUGUUCAACCAGCUGUUGUACGAGGCGUACGUUAGCGAACUUGCACCAAAGGGCCACUUUGUAACCUGUGUCCAGGCCUCUGAUGCAGACAGCUCUGACUUUGACAAGCUGGAGUACAGUAUUCUGUCAGGGAAUGAGAGGAUGAACUUUGCCAUGGACAGUAGCACAGGGAUCAUUACCUUGUCCAGUCAUCGAAAGCAGAGGUUGGAGCCUGUGUACAGUCUCAAUGUUUCUGUGUCAGAUGGGGUCUUCACCAGCACUGCCCAGGUACAUAUCAGAGUCCUUGGUGCUAACCUUUACAGCCCUGUCUUUAUCCAGAAUGUCUAUGUGGCAGAGCUGCGGGAGAAUGCUGCUGUAGGCUCCAAAGUGGUCCAGGUAAAGGCUACUGAUAUGGAUUCUGGACCAUUUGGCCAGUUAGCAUACUCCUUCAUCAAUGAUGUGGGAAAGGAUCAGUUCAGCAUUGAUGCCAAUGGCCAGAUCUCAACCUUGGAGAAGUUGGACAGGGAAAACCCAGAAAAUAAGGAUAUUGUCCUGACAGUGAUGGCUCUGGAUGGGGGUGGCAGAGCCUCGUAUUGUACAGUCAGGGUGAUUUUGGUGGACGAGAAUGAUAAUGCACCUCGCUUCAGAGCAGUAGAGUACAGGGCAAGUGUAAAAUCAGAUGUAGGCAAGGGGUACUUAGUCACUCAGAUCCAGGCCUACGAUCCAGACGAUGGUGCCAAUGCUAAGGUGUCCUACUCACUUUACAGCGAAGCCCAUGUCCCUGUGGUGGACAUCCUGGAGAUAGAUCCAGACAAUGGAUGGAUGGUCACCAAAGGUAGCUUCAGCCAUCUAAAGAGCUCCAUACUGUCCUUUUUUGUGAAAGCUGUUGAUGGAGGGAUUCCCAUGAAGCAUUCUCUGGUGUCGGUGUACAUCCAUGUCCUGAACCCAGAGAAUCUCAUUCCCUCCUUCACCCAGCCUCAGUAUUCUUUCACUGUCCCUGAAGACACCCCCAUAGGUGCAGCCCUUGGCUCCGUUUACCUGGUAUCUGGCCACUCUGCCAUUUUUAGCAUCAUCAGUGGAGAGACAGGAGAGAACAAUCAGGAUGCCAUGUUCAUUGUGGAGAAGGAGACGGGUGUCAUCAAGCUGGACAAGCCCCUGGACCAUGAGGUCAUCGACACCUUCCACUUCAAAGUCUCCGCCACAAUGCAGCAGGCACGCAUAGACUCUGUGUCCACUGUGGACGUGGAGGUGAAGGUCCUAGAUUUGAAUGACAACAAGCCAGCUUUUGAAUCCACUUCCUACGAGGCAACAGUAAUGGAGGGGAUGCCUGUUGGAACAAGAAUAAUACAGGUGCGAGCACUGGACCCAGACUGGGGUGCCAACGGACAGGUCACAUAUAGCAUUGCCUCCCCUCCGAAUGUGGAAAUGGACUGGACUGCUGACACCUUCACCAUUGACAGUAACACAGGCUGGAUCUCCACACUCAAAGAUUUGGACUAUGAGACGUCCCCAUCCUACACCUUUGCCGUUGUGGCGUCUGACCUGGGAGAGACUGUCUCCCUGUCCUCCAGCACCACUGUGUCCGUCAUCGUCACCGACAUUAACGACAACCCACCCAACUUUGUGGAGGAUUACUACAGGGGGGCUGUGAGGGAGAGCGACCCCCCAGGUGAGGUGGUGGCAGUGCUGAACACACAAGAUGAUGACAGUUCUGACAUCAAUCGUCAAGUCAGCUACCACAUCACAGGAGGGAACCCAAGAGGAGUGUUUGCUCUGGGACUGGUCCAGGGCGAAUGGAAGAUGUAUGUGAAGAGGCCGCUGGACAGGGAGGAGCAGGACCUGUACCUGCUCAACAUAACGGCCAGCGACGGGCUCUUCGUCACUCGGGCGCUGGUGGAGGUCACCGUGAAGGACACCAACGACAACAGCCCCAUAUGCGACCAGGCACUCUAUACAGCUUCAUUCCUUGAAGAUGUUCCCACAAAUAAAGUCAUUCUGACGGUGGGGGCGACGGACGCAGAUGUGGGGUCCAGCGCAGCCAUCCAGUACUCCCUGUUCGGCCCUGGAGCCGAGGACUUCUACAUGGAUGCGGACACGGGCGAGCUGAAGACAGCUUCAGUUCUGGACCGCGAGAAGACCCCCAGGUACAGGCUGGUCGCCCAGGCGACGGACGGAGGGGGGCUGUUCUGCCGCGCAGAAAUUGCUCUGAACCUCCUGGACGUAAACGACAACCCUCCGGCUUUCUCCGCCCCCUACUACACAGCCAGCGUGUAUGAGAACACAGGAACCAAGGCCCUCCUGACCCGCCUCCAAGCAAACGACCCAGAUGAAGGUAUCAACCGCAAGGUGGUCUACUCCCUGGUGGACUCAGCCGACGGAUUCUUCUCCAUUGACAAAUCGUCGGGCAUCGUGGUCCUGGAGAAGCUCCUGGACCGGGAGCUGCAGUCCUUCUACAACAUCACGGUGCAGGCCUCAGACCAGGGCGUGGGCGUCAAGCUCUUCUCACAGGUCAACGUGACCAUCACCGUGCUGGACAUCAACGACAACCCGCCGGUGUUCGAGCGCCGCGACUACCUGGCCACGGUGCCCGAGGACGUGUCCCUGGGGAUGGAGGUGCUGCGCGUGUAUGCCGCCAGCAAGGACAUCGGCACCAACGCCGAGAUCUCCUACAGCAUCCGCUCGGGGAACGAGCGCGGAAAGUUUCAGAUCGACACGGCCACGGGCACCAUCACAGUCUCCAAGGCGCUGGACUUUGAGACUUGCAAGGACUAUUUUCUGACUGUGGAGGCCAGGGAUGGGGGGACCCCACCCCUCAGCGCUGUGACAACGGUGAACAUCAACCUGACCGACGUCAAUGACAACGCUCCCAUAUUCAGCCGAGACGUCUACACCUCCAUCAUCAGCGAGGACGCCACCAUCGGGGAGUCUGUUGUGCAGUUGACAGCGGAGGACGUGGACAGUCAAGUGAACGGACAGAUCCUCUACUCCAUUGUGAGCGGCGACCGUGAGAACCAGUUCUUCAUUGAUCCAAUCACAGGCCUAAUGAAGGUCAAUAAAGAGCUGGACCGAGAGACGGUGUCCACCUACUCCCUGGCUGUCAGGGCACUGGACAGCGGCUCGCCCGCCAUGUCAUCCACAGUGAUGGUCAACAUCGAUAUCUCGGACAUCAACGACAACCCGCCCUCCUUCACCCCGUCCAAUUACACUACCGUCAUUCAGGAAAACAAGCCCGUGGGCACAAGCAUCCUACAGCUGUCAGUCACAGACAAAGACUCCUCCCACAAUGGCCCCCCCUUUGAGUUCCACAUCCUGUCUGGGAACGAGGGCAGCGAGUUCACUCUGGACCAGACUGGCCUGCUCCAGUCUAACCAGGUCUUCAGGCAGGACAUGGCCACGGAGUAUGUUGUACAGAUUCAGGCCCGGGACUCGGGGAAGCCACGGCUGGCCUCGACGACCUUCGUGCUGGUGCGCGUCAUCGAGGAGAGCCUCCACAAGCCGGUGGCCGUGCCCCUGGAGAUCCACAUCGUCACCAUGGAGGACGAGUUCCCGGGCGGCGUCAUCGGGAAGAUCCACGCCACGGACCAGGACGCCUACGACGUGCUGACCUUCAGCCACAAGUACCAGCAGAAGAGCCUGUUCAAGAUCAGCCGGCAGGACGGCAAGAUCAUCGCGCUCGGCGGCCUGGACACGGGCAGGUACCAGCUGAACGUGACGGUGAGCGACGGGCGCUUCUCGGUGGCCGUGGACGUGGCGGUGCACGUGGAGCAGGCCACCGCCGAGAUGCUCCAGAACGCCGUGACCGUGCGCUUCGAGAGCGUCGCCCCCGAGGACUUCGUCAGCCUCCACCUGCGCGACUUCAAGCGUGCGCUGCGCGCCGUGGUGGCCCCCCAGAAGCAGGACGCGCUGCACGUGCUCAGCAUCCAGCCCGUGCCCGGGACGUCCCAGCUGGACAUGCUGUUCGCGGUGCAGACCACGGGAGGGGGCUUCUACAAGGCGGCCUACCUCACCCAGAAGCUGAGCACGUCCAGGAGGCACCUGGAGAGCGUCCUGCGCAUCUCGGCCAUCCUGGAUAAGAACUGCUCGGGCCUGGACUGCCAGGAGAAGCUGUGUGAGCAGACCAUCGUGCUGGACUCCCACGCGCUGCUCACCUACAGCACCCCCAGAAUCAGUUUCGUCUCUCCGCGCUUCCAUAGAAACACGCGCUGCACCUGCAAUGGUGCCAACUGCCCGAGCUCCUCGGAGCUCUGCGAAGACCAGCCCUGCCCAGGGGACAUGCAGUGUGUGGGCACAGGGGGCGCUAGAGGGCCCUACGCCUGCCAGUGCCCCCCAGGCAAGCUGGGGGAGUGUGCGGGUCACACCUCUCUCAGCUUCGCGGGGAACAGCUACAUUAAGUACAGGGUGUCUGACAGCAGCCACACCGGCGAGAUGAAGCUGGGACUGAGAAUCAGGACCCUGCAGAGCCGGGGAAUCAUUAUGUACACGCGCGCUGACCCCUGCACCAUCCUGAAGAUUGAGGAGGGCAAGCUGUGGUUCCAGCUGGACUGUGGCAACAGCCCAGGAAUUCUGGGAAUUUCUGGGAGGCCCAUCAACGAUGGCAACUGGCACAGUGUGUCCUUGGAGCUGAAUCGGAACUACACCAGCCUGUCGCUGGACGACAGCUACGUGGAGCGCCGGCGGGCCCCCCUCCACUUCCAGCCCCUGGGGCCCGACGGCUCCAUCUACUUCGGCGCACAGGUCCAGCCGCCCAACUCGCGCAGCCUGACGGACAAGAAGGGCCCGCGGGUGCUGGACGGCUUCCAGGGGUGCCUGGACUCGGUGGUUCUGAACAACAACGAGCUGCCCCUGCAGAACAAGCGCAGCCGCUACGCCGAGGUGGUGGGCCUGACGGAGCUGAAGCUGGGCUGCGUGCUCUACCCCGACGCCUGCGAGAAGGCGCCCUGCCUCAACGGCGGCAGCUGUGCAAGCCUGCCAUCCGGUGGUUUUGAGUGCAGUUGUACCUCCCAGUUCACCGGGGGGCGCUGUGAGACAGAGAUCACAGCCUGUGUUCCCAACCCCUGUCAAAAUGGAGGGAUCUGCAAACCCAUUGGCAACGCUUUCCUCUGCAGCUGCCGGAGGGGAUUCUCUGGCCUCACGUGCGGGGAGGACGUGAACGAGUGCGAGCGAGAGGAGUGCGAGAACGGAGGAGUGUGCGUGAACACCUUCGGGGCGUUCUACUGCAACUGCACGGCGGGCUACGUGGGCCAGCACUGCGGCCUGCGGCCGGUGGUGGUGCCCAACAUGCAGGCCGGGCACUCCUACGUGGGCAAGGAGGAGCUGAUCGGCAUCGCCGUGGUGCUGUUCGUCAUCUUCGUCCUCAUCGUCCUCUUCAUCGCCUUCCGCAAGAAGGUCUUUCACAAGAACUACUCCCGAAACAACAUCACCCUGGUGCAGGACCCGGCCACAGCCGCGCUGCUCAACAAGGCCAACGGGAUCCAGUUCAAGACCCUGCGGAGCGGCGGGGACCACUGCAACCUGUACGCCGAGGCGGGGGGCCCGCCGCAGGUGCCCGUCCGCCCCAUGGCCUACACGCCCUGCUUCCAGAGCGACUCGCGCAGCAACCUGGACAAGAUGGUGGACGGGCUGGGGGUGGAGCACACCGAGAUGACCACCUUCCACCCGGAGUCCCCGCGCAUCCUGACCACCCGCCGGGGCGUGGUCGUCUGCAGCGUGGCCCCCAACCUGCCGCCCGUCUCCCCCUGCCGGUCCGACUGCGACUCCAUCCGCAAGAGCCCCUGGGACAGCGAUGAGGGUAAAGUUGUGGAUAUGGUGGAGGAGGUCACAUGUUUCUCAGGCAGCAACAAGGGCAGCAAUUCUGAGGUGCAGUCGCUCAGCUCCUUCCAGUCCGACUCCUGCGAUGACAACGCCUCCAUAGUGACCGUCAUUCGACUGGUCAAUGAUGCAGUCGACACAAUUGAAAAUGAAGUGUCAGUCCUGGACCAAGGGCAGAGCUACAACAGAGCGUAUCACUGGGACACAUCCGACUGGAUGCCCAGCUCGCGGCUGCCGGACAUUGAGGAGGUGCCCAGCUACGAGGCCGGGGACAACUCGUCCGCCCGCCUAGGGGGCAGCGCUCGGGAGCUGGAGACAGACUACUACCUGGGCGGGUACGACAUCGACAGCGACUUCCCCCCGCCCCAAGAGGAAGAGUUCCUGAGCCAGGACCAGCUGCCCCCGCCCCUCCCUGAAGAGUACCAGGAGCACUACGAAACCCUGCCCGCCACUCAGCCCGUCUCCGUGGAGAGCACCCUGAGUGGCGGUAGCCGGGCCCGCCCUCACUUCCACCCCAGCCAGUACCUGCCCCCGCACCAGUUCCCGGGGGAUGGUCAGUGCGGGGGGGAGGAGUUCAGCACUUUUGUCUUGGGCCCCGGGAACGACCUGGAGGCGGAGAACCUGGACAGCGUGUCGCUGACCAUGCGCCUGUCCGCCAACGCCUCCUCCUCCGACGUGUCUGCCAACUGCGGCUUCGACGACUCGGAGGCGGGCACCAGCGACUUCGAGAGCGUGGACGAGCUUCGGUUCGAGGGCUCCCACCCCCCGUUCGUGGAGACCCAGCAGCAGACUCAGGUCUGAGCCCCAUUGAGGGAGGGAGACGGAAAGGAGAGUGAGUCACAGGAAUGGGACUCUCGUGGGGGCGCUGUGAACUGAAUCGAACUGAAGAAAUUGCCAGUAAGGCACUCGGACAGGAACUACAGAGUGCCGCUCUCUGAAUGGGCACAGUUUUUGAUUAAAACCUGCUAAAUCACUGCCUGGUGAUAGCAAGCCUGUUGUGAUUACGCAGUCACAGAGAGCACACCCCGAUUCCGGCUUUUAUUAUUCACAAAUAUUUUUUUGACAAUUGAUUUCUUUUGUAAAGCCUCCUCUAUCACUUUUCCCACAUGUGCACUCACGCAUGUGCACACACACACACAUACACGCACAGGCACACAGAGUAAAUGGACAGGUCCACAAUCAAUCAGAAUUAGAGGUUAACCAAACUCAGCUCAAAGCAGUGCCAUUGUCAGUUCACAGCUCUCAUGAAGCAUCUUGUUUUUUUAUGUGCACUCAUCUAUCAGGUCUGUUGGUUGGCUAACCGUAACCUUGCAAGUCAGAUAUAAUGCUGCUUUCAAAACUGAAAUUAAAAAAUUAAAAGGGAAAAUAGAAAUUUGGCUUCAUGAAUAUGUCUUAUAUAGCAAUGCUCAUAAUAGUGUUCAUGGCUCAGCGGAACCAGAGAAACGGGAAGAAGAGUGUUAAGCACAGUUUUUGGACGCUCGGUCGUUGGACACAGUGUCGGAAGGGCCACUCUUUCCUUUACGGUCCGAGUGGACAAAAAAUAGAUUUUUUGCUCAUGAAGCAACCUUCUUUUUGCUUUUUGUAUGGGACUUAAAAGUUUAAGUCCCAUACUGUCCAACACAGACCCAUUUAAAUGUUUUUUUAAGAAUGCCAAUAAUUUUUUUGCACUAAUAUUUAUGUUGCCUUCAUGAUUCGGUUAUAAAGUAGCAAUAUAUAAGACCCUCCAUAAGGUAUUUUAGAGGGGUGUGACUUGUUUAAAAGCAGAGAAAGUUUCUGUGUUACAGAAAAGUUUGCUUUAAUAUGAGGUGUACAGCAGUAAUGUACUGUUCUUCCUAUCUAAAAUCCAUACACACACUGUCCAUUUUUACUGUUAACACAUCUUGUUUUAUUGAAGAUGGAGGAGCCUGUGUCAAGGGGAAUUUAUAGGGCCAAGCCAGCAAUGUUUUUUUUUUCAUAAAAAUUUUGGACUUCAAAUGGGUGUUCCCAAAAGUGUCCCAAGCGUUAGGCAUUCCAUAGCCCCUCUCCGUCCCUUCAGUUCCCACGGGAGAUUUCAGAGGGUUGUGCAUUUGUUCCAGCACCAGAAAGUGGGCUGUAGGGUCUAAACACAGCCUCUCCAGAACAUGAAACAGGUGUAGACCAGCACAUUUCCCUGUAUUGGUAGUGCCAGGGGAGAUCCACCAGCAAGGUCCAACUUCAGAGUAUUUUGCCAUGUUAAGAAAAGUCCCUCUGAAAAAUAUUUGGCUUUUCAGGUGCUGGGUGUAUUACUACAAGUUUAACACAUUUUUUUGUACAUUUAUGUUUUUUUUUCUUGUCUGUUUGGGGGGGGGGGGGGUUUGGGAUUUUUGCACUGAAUAUGAUUUCAAAGUCAAGCCAGUAUUUUUAAAGCCAUAACAAACAAGGCCACCAGGGCAAAAGGAUGUGGAAUGCAACGUGUAUAGCUCGUUUUGGGAAAAUGUAGCAAGCCCAACAAAACACAUUCACAAGCAGUGCUGAAUUCUCUGUCAUCGGCUGAAACAGGGAGGGGGUGGGGGGGUACAAUAAAAUAAUGAACAUGUCUCGCAUUUGAUUCAAAUCAUUGUCUUGUAAUAUAAUAUGCCUGAUGUUAUCAGGCAGUUUUGUAAAAGAUGUAAGUUUGUGUUGAAAUCUUUGUAAAAAGUGUACAUAGCUAGGUUGUUAAAAUGCAAGAUUUUGUAGAUAUUUAAUUCCGAUCCUGACUGCCUUUUGAUUUCCUUGGUGUUUAUUGUGAAUGUUGACUGUAAAAAGGCAAGUAUGAAUCAAGAAUAAUUUAACCACAUUUUCAUUCAUUUUUCUCUUCAUUUAGUUUUAUUUCUUUUUUAUUAACAUAUGCUUUAAAACUUAAAUAUCCUCCUGUAGAAUAGACUGAUUUUUGCACAUUGUGAAAUGCACAGGGACUCAAAAGAUCUGAUUGGUUGUUAAUUUUUAAUGCCAUACCUAACAUUUCUCAAGAAUCUAGAAAAAAGGGAAAACUCUUGUCAUGUCGUGCUCUUUGUUGUCCGAAAAGCUGUUGGCUGGACUUUGGUUCACUCUAUUCCCAGCCAACAUUUUAGGCAGUAUUAAACUAUGUCUAACCUUACUGCAGCAACUCAGUGUACAGAUCGAUUUCUUUUUUUAACUGCUGUUCUGUUUUAUAAAUCAAUGCGGGAAAUAAAAGAUGUUGAUCAAAUGAUGA
Anguilla rostrata (American eel) is the source of this 16739-nucleotide messenger RNA. RefSeq names its product FAT atypical cadherin 3a (gene fat3a). Gene Ontology annotation, cellular component: plasma membrane; cell-cell junction; catenin complex. NCBI's taxonomy places the organism in Eukaryota, Metazoa, Chordata, Actinopteri, Anguilliformes, Anguillidae. Bases 518 to 14350 code for a protein of 4610 amino acids. The record is from RefSeq and is a predicted model, not a curated record. Gene Ontology annotation, biological process: homophilic cell-cell adhesion. Gene Ontology annotation, molecular function: calcium ion binding; cadherin binding. The transcript is spliced from 29 exons.